Messenger RNA from Oryzias melastigma (Indian medaka), 2981 nucleotides. RefSeq names its product secreted phosphoprotein 1 (gene spp1). The transcript has 8 exons. Lineage: Eukaryota; Metazoa; Chordata; Actinopteri; Beloniformes; Adrianichthyidae. Bases 1150 to 2253 code for a protein of 367 amino acids. Gene Ontology annotation, biological process: ossification; cell adhesion. The record is from RefSeq and is a predicted model, not a curated record.
ACAUCCCUAAAGUAAAGUUUUAACUAUAAAAGAAAAUUAUUCAAAAUAUAAUACAGCCAAGUUUGUUGAAAAAGUGGACAAUGCUUUGGAAGACCCUGGUUUACAUACAAAGUUUGUCACAGAGAAAACCGUUUUCUAGAGAACUUCUUUUGAUUUUGACUGUCUUGGAUGGUCAUGAGGUUUGAUAUCACACAUGAGACUCAACUUCUCUUGUUUAAUCUUAGACCAUACAGUUCCCUGAACGGAGGCAUUGAAUGGUUGUCUGUGUUGUGAAAUCAUCUGUAACUCUUUGACCGGGCUUUAUCCACAGCCUCACAUAAUCAAACAACUAAAACACAAUCAUGUAGACACACUGUGUAUCAAACUGGUGAUAUCAUUUUUUUUUGUUUGUUUGUUUUGUUUUGUUUUUUAAUAAUAUAGAAUCAAUAAUAAAACUUACAAAUGACCUCUACUUCCAGAGAUAUUUUCUUUUAUUUAGACUAAAGUGCUUUUUUAUUAAACUAGGUCUGGUUCUAACAUUUUAGGGUCUGCAAACAGAGAAAAUGAAAACAGUUUUUUAUAUGACAGUCAAGAUAAAUAUGUCUGGUAUUGCAGACAAAGUCUCAAUUAUCCAGAGAGACUUCAGUUUGAUGAUUUUCUUCUGUCUGUGAGGAAGCUGAUUCACUGUGAUUCCACCUACCUCUUUAUUCUGCUGUUUUUCCCCUCGACUUGUCCCUACUUGUUCUUAAAUUAACUUCAUACACAAUGCGCAUGAGUGUGUGAGUGAGCAUGCAUAAAAAAGAAGUGCAUUCACGUGUUUCUGUCUAGGCUCUGUCUGCACGUAUGCGUGUUUGCCUUUGCAUUUAGUGUGUGUGUCUCCACACCAACACAGCACACCACCAACCACAGGAAGAGUGGGAGAACGAGAGGAGAGGAGGGUGGUUAACCUCAUGACUUCACAAGCUGUGGAGGGAUUGGCUCCAGCUGGAAGAUAGGAGGGUUUAAAAGACAUCCAGGAGCUCCCCUCUCAACAUCAGCCUUUCUGGACAGCCAGUAAUUCAGAGAAACCCCGGAGCUGAGGUGAAGACGUCCAAGAGUUUCUGCUGCAGCUGCUGAACUCCAGAAAACUUCUUCAUCUGCAAGAAAGUGCUGGGAAGGAACUCCAACACAAUGAAAGUGACUGUUAUUUUCGUUUUGCUCUUCGCCACGGUCAUCUGUCGGCCGGCAAGAAAAGUCAGCAGUUCAGACAGUUCUGAAGAAGUUGUGAGAAGACCAGCUCUAAGAAAACAAGCUCUAGUAGCUUCAAAGACUCGAGUAACACCUGCCCAGAAGGUGGUGGCAGCACCUGUGGAUAAAAGCCUGGAGACUUCAGAAGAGGAGGCAGUGGGUCCCCAGGCUGCUGUGGAAGUUAAAGCUGGCAUGUUAGACAUGGUUGCUCCCACAGAGACUCCUACUGUGGACAGCGAUGAGAACGAAGACGAUGACGACGAUGAAACAGAAGAGGACGAAACAGAAGAAGAGAAAGACGAAAGCACAGACGAAUCAGACUCAGAGUCAGGAGAGUCUUCCACCCACUCUCCUAGCACUGUCACCCCCGUGAUCGUGACGGAGGAGCCUGCUGUUGAGACCACUGUAGACACCAUCUUGCCCACUAUCAUUACUGACCCGGAUUCAGGCCGUGGUGACAACAUUGGAGGCUACCCCAGUGACUACAAGUCUACCGUUUAUGUGGAAGAGAAGUCCUAUCACAAAGUUCCUGCUCCCUAUAAGUCCUAUGGGUAUGUGGACUCAGGAAAAAAGACGGCUUAUGACGACAUUCAUGGCAAUGAGGUGGAAAAAUCACCAAAAGUCUACAAGCAGGCUUUUCAGAUCCAAACAGACUUUCUGGAAGAGGACACCAGCACCCCUGAAGUGGAGACCCAGGGCCUGGACGUGUCCUCCAGCAUAUCUCAAGAUCAGGACAGGAGCCACCGCCAGACAAUACUCCCUGAGGAGGAGGAGACUGCUGGCACCAGUGAUACCCCAGCCAAUGAGAGUGAAAGCAGCAGCACUCCACAGGAGGAAGAGGAGGAGGAGAGCGCCAGUAGCAACAUUUCCAGUGCCAGCCAGGAGGCAGAAGAAGAGGAAAGUGAAAGCAGCGAGGAGGCUACAGCUACUCCAGGGGCCGCAGACAGCGACUCAGAUGAAGAUGACAGUGAUGAGAGCGACUCCGAUGAGGAGGUGGUGGGACCUGUUGUCACCACUGAGAUGCCUUUGGUGAUCACUGCCAAAUAAGCCCACCCACCCAAGGUGAGGUGUGACUUUCAGAGACAUGCAGCAGGUGCAAAAAUCCCUGUUGGAGCCAGUUUUUCUGCAGAGUCGAACAGAGAAAUCCUCAGCAUUAUUGUCAUAGACCUGAACACGUUCAGCCAGUAUUUAAGAGAUUUGUUCUUAUUAUUUUAGAAGUAAUUGGUUUUCUAAUAUGAACUAUCCCUACGAUAUUGAGAGCUCCACCAGCACUAAGAUUCCACAUUUAUCUGCUUAGUAAGAUAAAGGUGAUUUUCUUUUGAAAUGCUACCUGCACCAAGUGGUGAACUCCUCCAGCUUUUUUUCUCCUGAUUUUGUUACUGCAGAUUUGUGGAAUCAAACCUCAAAACAAAGGGGCAAAGUCCCCCAACUUGUAUUUCAUCAUCAAUUACGGUCUGGUACAUUGAAGAGCUUUGGUUUUAUGUUUAUGAAAUACAGUCAAAACCCUUCAGUGCAUGACAGGAUUUGAACUUGACUGUAGGCCUUCAGCUUUCCUCACUAAUCACAAUGUUGCUGUUGUAGCAAAAAUACAUUAGAACUAGUUUGAUUUGCACCGUUCCUGCAGGUACUGAGACCACAUGCUGUUACAUCAAUGUUUUUACCGUAAUGUAUCAUAAUGUAUCAUUUAUAUAAUAUUAUUAAAAUUCUUUUUCAAAUAAAGACAGUCUGUUGUUGUAGAGGAGGCACCGAUUCAUGCAAUUACACAGGACAUCACC